Messenger RNA from Prunus armeniaca (apricot), 435 nucleotides. NCBI's taxonomy places the organism in Eukaryota, Viridiplantae, Streptophyta, Magnoliopsida, Rosales, Rosaceae. The record is from the annotation of a GenBank genome assembly.
AUGGCAAAGCUGCUAUUGAGAUGCAGUGUUACAUUGGUGUUUUGGCACGCACCAAGGACCCUAUUGUGGACAAGAAAUGGACUGCCCAAGGACCUGAAGGAGCAGAUUUGGGAAGCUGUUCAAAUGGCUUAUGUUGUUGGGGAAGGGGGCAAGAAGAUGGUGCUGUCGUCUGCCGCCAAAAAAUGGAAGGAUUUUAAGUCUACCUUAACUAGGCAGUUUAUCCUUCCAUUCACAAAUGAGAAGGAGAAGUUAAAAGAGCCCCCUCAACUUUAUAACUUCAUAGAGAAAUCGCAAUGGGAUGCCUUUGUAGCUUCAAAGUUAUCCCCAGAUUUUGAGGCUAUGCAUUCUGAGCAGUCACAGAGAAGGGAGAUAUGUGAGUACAACCAUAGGUUGUAUCGAAAAGCGUACGUUGGUUUGGAGGAUGAAUUGGAAUAA